Messenger RNA from Penicillium antarcticum, 975 nucleotides. RefSeq lists its product as uncharacterized. The transcript has a single exon. The record is from RefSeq and is a predicted model, not a curated record. The coding region runs from base 1 to 975 and encodes 324 amino acids. Lineage: Eukaryota; Fungi; Ascomycota; Eurotiomycetes; Eurotiales; Aspergillaceae.
AUGGCGCUCAAUCCUCAAGCCCUCGGCUGUUUCGCAAUUAUAUUCGUGAUCCCAAGUACCUACCAAUCCGGGAUGACAGCAUCCGUCGAAAUGGCCAUGAGUUUACUUACCAAUUUUGGCGACACCUCCCGUGCUCCAUGCAUCUGUGAUGGACUGGAUGAACAAUCCCAGAAAAUGGACGAAUACAUCCAGUCGAACCCGACUGGCCAUCCUGAAGGCUAUAAGCUUUACACUACAAAGGGUGAUAAAUCACUCGAAGAAGCCAUAAUUCACGCCCUCCGAGACACGCUUCAGUUUUGGGCAAUUUGGCAUGGACCCCUUGAGUCUCACCGAUGGAAGCAUAUGUAUAUUGCCUUCACGUCCUGCUGUGACGAUAUUUGUAUCCCCCCUCAAGACCUACGAAGUGGGGCCUUCCGUAUACUCGGCCACACGUUGACCGACGUACUCCAAGGUCUUCUUUCUGAAGGUAUUCACCCAAACGAUGUUAAGAAAUUAAAGAUGCCCAUAUGGCGAGAGUCUAUCGGCCAAUAUCUGGAGAAAGUCCACCCUACAGUCCGAGACCAGCCUCUGGGCAAGACCACCAUGAUGACACAAUUUCGGAUGAGGACUGCCAACGGGGAGGGAGCCGCGCUUCUCGCUUUGGCCGCAAGGGUUACGGGACCGCUUUCGUCUUACUACGACCUGGUUGAGUUUGCCGGCAUCGGUGUUUGUCUAUCCAUGGACAUGACGAAGGAGGGACUCGGUAUUCUCCGCGGAGACCCAACGGAGAUCGUUGCCGGAGGUGUCCGAGAGCAGCUCAAGAAGGAAAUCCACUGGUUGUAUGCCCGGACAAUGGAGUUCCUCGGCAAGCAGCAUCACACUCCUGGCUUUAUUUUACCUUACCUAAUGGACCGCUACUGGGAAAGAGUGACGCAAACGCGAGCCCCAACCACAACUGAUUGGAGACGCCGGAUCAAGUCUUAUAGAAGCCUUUGA